Messenger RNA from Fusarium subglutinans, 1314 nucleotides. RefSeq names its product NADPH dehydrogenase. Lineage: Eukaryota; Fungi; Ascomycota; Sordariomycetes; Hypocreales; Nectriaceae. Gene Ontology annotation, molecular function: NADP binding; FMN binding; NADPH dehydrogenase activity. Gene Ontology annotation, cellular component: intracellular anatomical structure. The transcript has a single exon. The record is from RefSeq and is a predicted model, not a curated record. Bases 1 to 1314 code for a protein of 437 amino acids.
AUGGUUCGCGAUUCACAACUCAACGCUGCUGUCCCAGGGAUCCCUUUCUUUGCGCCAGCGCAGGAUCCAAGCACAGGGACUGCAAAACAACUUGAACCAACCACUCCGACAAUCUUUCGUCCGCUCAAGAUCCGCGGCGUCACGCUGCGAAAUCGUAUCUGCGUAUCCCCCAUGUGUCACUACUCGUGUGCCGCAAGUGGAGCGCAGACAGGUGUCUUGACUCCUCUGUACCAUACUACCAUCGGCCACUAUGCCUUCCGAGGUGCGGCGCUCGUCAUGCUGGAAGCAACUGGUGUUACGCCCAAUGGUCGUAUCAGCGUCAAUUGUCCCGGAAUCUGGAACGAUGCCCAGAAAAAUGCCCUCAAGAACCUGGCAGACUUUGUGCACUCUCAUGGAGGUCUUAUAGGCUUGCAGCUUGGCCACGCCGGAAGGAAGGCUAGCACUUUGGCGCCAUGGGUCGCCACUCGUAUGGGACGGGGAAGUGCUAGAGCUGACGAAUCUCAAGGUGGGUGGCCCAAUGACGUUGUUGGGCCAUCCGGAGGCCCGGGCUUUGUCUGGGAUGGAAAGUCUAGCCAAGAUCCAGAGGGAGGAUUCUGGGAGCCCAGAGAGAUGAGCAUUGACGAAAUCUCCGACUUGGUCAAGAACUUUGCUAAAGCAGCAGAGCGAGCUGUCUUGGCCGGUGUAGAUGUACUGGAGAUUCAUGUUGCCCACGGUUAUCUCCUCCAUCAGUUCGUCAGCCCAGUCACGAAUCAGAGGAAAGACAAGUAUGGCGGCAGCUUCGAGAACCGAACACGGCUGGUUCUUGAGAUUAUCCAAGCUAUCCGCGGUGUUAUCCCUGCAUCCAUGCCUCUGUUUGUCCGAAUCAGUGCAACUGACUGGAUGGAGAACUCGACCCUGGGCAAGAAUCUAGGAAGUUGGGAUGUUCCUAGCACGAUCCGCCUUGCAAAGCUUCUUCCUGACCUCGGAGUCGAUGUCCUCGACGUUAGCUCUGCGGGCAAUCACCCACAAGCCGCUCAUAACGUGUUCGACGCUGGAAAGGAGCAAGCUGCCAUCGCUGCGAGGGUGAAGGAGGAGGUGGAAAGGGCAGGUAAGCGGAUGCUUAUAGGUACUGUCGGUGAGAUUACGGAUGCUUUUCAGGCUAGAGACUUGGUUCAGGAGGGCACUGCGGGUAGCGUAGACCUGAUUUCGGUCGGUCGACAGUUUUUAAAAGAGCCCGGUUGGGUUUUGAAGGUGGCGCAUGAAUUGGGCGUGGACGUGGCUUGGCCGCAGUUUAUUUCGCGGCCCCAGAUAUCUCAGAUACUUACGAAGCUCUGA